CUUCAAAAGAAGACCCUCAAUUAGAUAUUGAAUUCUUAUCUUUAUUUUUUGGCGAACCUUUUCCCAUACCUUACACCCAACCACAUGCUGUUAUCGACGCUACUUUUUCGAUGACGGGGCCGAUGAAAACACGAUAUCAAACGCGAAGAUUGUUAGAGCUUGAAGUUGCAGGCAGGAAACGUCGACACAGGAGAAGACAUGACGAAUCCUUGUUGCCAUCGUCAGAGUCGUUCGGUGCUGUUUCGAGACAGAGCAAAAUAUUUAUAAUGCGAAAAGCGACAAGUAAGCUGAAGACAAAGUACAGAAAGAAAGAUAAAGACUUUAAUCGUAACACAAGAAAGAAAGACAUAAAAAGAAAACUUCAAAUAUGCAAGACUCAGAAGCAUGGAAAAGAUACUGUUGAAAAAAGUACCCAGACAGAUGUGGAUGUGAUUACAACAGCCGAGUGUCAAUCAAUACUCGCCUGUAAUGGUUGUUAUGCCAUGGGAUAUUUCCCAGCAUUCACUGCAGACUGCUGUAACAAGAUACUAUACUGUAAGAACUGUACAAAGAUUUGUCGGAAAUAUUGCCCUUCCUGUUACCAACCUCUUAAAAUUGUUCCAAUGCCAUGGAUUCGUGAAUUUCCAGAACUACUAGCUCAGAAUAAGAGGCGUAUAACACGUGGUAAUUACCCAACCAGUGUAUCAUCGUCAAAAAUGACUCAGACACUGGGUGAAGCUAUUCUCAGAAGUGAUCUACAACGCCUUUUUACUUGUUGUAUAUGCUGGUGUGUUGUUCAGUUACCAGCUGAAGUAUGUCUUGUGUGUAAUAAACUACUGGGCUGCAUUCAAUGCCUGAACCAUUUUCGUUCAGUCUCGCAGUCUGACAGAUGUCCGUAUUGUCAAAUCGUUAUGCAAACACAGAAAUUCCCACUUGUUGCUGGGCUAACAGAGCUGUUGAAGUCUGAUGCAGGUUCUGAUGUGUUACCCACCUGA
Molecule: messenger RNA, 974 nt
Organism: Saccoglossus kowalevskii
Lineage: Eukaryota; Metazoa; Hemichordata; Enteropneusta; Harrimaniidae
Source: RefSeq, a predicted model, not a curated record